Naegleria fowleri is the source of this 519-nucleotide messenger RNA. RefSeq lists its product as uncharacterized. NCBI's taxonomy places the organism in Eukaryota, Heterolobosea, Eutetramitea, Acrasida, Naegleriidae. The coding region runs from base 1 to 519 and encodes 172 amino acids. The transcript has 3 exons. The record is from RefSeq and is a predicted model, not a curated record. Gene Ontology annotation, molecular function: calcium ion binding.
AUGUCUUUCGUGCUCCCAACAGAACGUAACGUGGUUUAUUCCUAUUUCCAAAAGUUCGAUAAAGAUAAUUCCGGUCAUAUCAAUCUCAAAGAACUUAACGAUCUUUUGAUCGAUCUCGGAUUCAAAGUCGAACAUGUCACCAAUGACAAUGUCAAACAAUGGAGAGAUCCAAAAAAGAAAGAAGUCAUUGCGAUCGCAACUUUAAUUGACAAGGAUCAUUCGAAAUCCAUUUGUUUUGAUGAAUUUUAUAGUUGGUGGGUCAAAUUGAGUGGAGAUGGUUUUUCCAAGUUGGCCAAAAGAGUGAAAGUGUUGACCAAUGCUUUUGAAGCUUUCCAAAAAUUCGAUACGGACAAGAGUGGAUUUUUAGAUUUUCCAGAAGAAUUUAACAAAUUUUAUGAUGAAAUGUUGUCUGAUGAAAAUGUUUCAAAGGAAGAAGUGAUGAAAUCUCUUGAUCGUGAUGGAGAUGGAAAGAUUACCUUCCAAGAAUUGGUGGUUUCACUUGGAAUUUUAAAUAAUUAA